Molecule: messenger RNA, 1092 nt
Organism: Colletotrichum orchidophilum
Lineage: Eukaryota; Fungi; Ascomycota; Sordariomycetes; Glomerellales; Glomerellaceae
Product: D-isomer specific 2-hydroxyacid dehydrogenase
Exons: 3
Coding region: 1-1092 (363 amino acids)
Molecular function (GO): NAD binding
Source: RefSeq, a predicted model, not a curated record
AUGGGCGAUCUCGCAAACCGCCAAAGCCCUCUGGCAGGCGACAAACUCUUGGUAUUCCUCUCGUCACCGGAGAACACGGAAUGGACACGCAGGAUCUCGGAGCGCUUCCCCGGCCUCAAAGUCUGUUGGGAGUCCAACUUGAAGCCCGGCGGCGGCUUUCUCUUGCCAGACGAACUGUCGGAUGAGGUGUGGGAUGGCGUGACGAUAUUCAUGGCGUUUAAUCCGCCGUCCCCGCAUCGCAUGUCCAAGGUCCGCUUCGUGCAGUUGACCUCUGCCGGGGCGGACAGGUGGCUUGACCACGAGGUCUAUAAGGACCCCAAUGUUUCGUUUUGCACAACAAAUGGCUGCCAUCCGCCGCAGAUUGCGGAAUGGGUGAUUGGUACAUGGCUAGCUCACCAGCAUCAUUUCCAGCGAUAUGUCAACCACAUGAAGGAGGGGUUCUGGGAGGGGCCCAUGGAGGUAGACUUUGAAGACUCAGUCGGCCUUCGCAUGGGCGUUUUGGGUUACGGCGCAAUAGGUCGCCAGUGCGGUAAAGUCGCGCAAGCGAUGGGGAUGGAGGUAUACGCGUACACCAGAGGCGAGCGCUCGACCGCCGAGUCUCGCAAAGACGACAGCUACUGCGUCCCCGGGACCGGGGACCCCGACGGACUGGUACCGGCCAAAUGGUUCCACGGCGCAUCCAAAGAGGCUAUCAACCACUUUUUGAGCCAAGACCUGGACCUCUUGGUGCUGGGCCUGCCCCUCACCGAGGAAACCAAAGGGCUCAUUGGCAAACAGCAAUUUGAGAUUCUAUCGAAACGCAAGACGUUUGUUUCGAAUAUCGCCAGAGGUCCCCUCAUUCAGACGGAUGCCCUCAUUGAAGCUCUCGAGGGUGGCAAGAUCCGGGCGGCUGCGUUGGAUGUUACGGAUCCGGAGCCGCUUCCGAAGGAUCACCCACUGUGGAAGGCGCCGAACGUCUUCAUCACGCCUCAUGUCAGUUGGAGAACGGAUGGGUACUGGGAACGAGUUUUGGGAGUCUUGGAAGCGAAUUUGGAGCGCAUAGAUGCCGGCAAGCCUCUUAUUAAUGUGGUGAACAAGAAGCUGCAUUACUAA